CGAAAAAUUUUACACGCGUCAUUGAAAAUUUAAAGAUAGCACACCUGGGCUAUCUUUUUGGCGAAGAGUGUACGUUGGAGGCUCGUAGAGUGACGGCCAGUGAAAUAAAUGGCAAGUGACAAAUAAGCAAGCUGCUAGCAACCGUCCAGUAGUGUAAUUAAUUAACAAAAUUGAUGGAAAUUUUUAGGCUUUGUGGUCAAGUAGGUAAAGAAAACAACUUUGCCCCACCACUCGCUGUUAACCAGCUACGUCCAUCCAUUUCUUCAAUGGAGUUCGCUCAUUCAGUAGCUUGUCACUUUGUCACAGUAGUUGCCGGAUUCGUUUGCCAAGCGGACCACCUGCUUCACUGAAGUUUGGGGACAAGCGAAAUUUCUCGUUCAACCAACGAUUCGUACACAUCGUCAUAGCAUCAGACGAUUAAUAUUGCAACGAUGAGAAACUCUCCAAAAAUUCAAUGAUUUACUUUCUCUUCUCCAAUCGCUCUAAAUAUAAUUUUGCGAAAAAUUCUUUCGUGAACAUUAGAAACAAAAGACUAACGGAAGAUUAGGUUAAACCUGAGACAAGAUCAGCAACAAGAAUUGCAGAAAAUACGCAACACGGUCCAUGAUACACGAUUUAUACGAAGCAAGAAACAACAAACAACCAAGCGGAACGUUAACGCGAGUAUCAUCGUACGAAGUAACUGUAAGACGCGAGUACGUGAAAAGAAACGGUGAAAUUACUUCGAAUUUAGCGGUCAAACGAUUCGUCGACUGGUAUCAUGGACAAGGUGCUCCUUCCUCUUCGCUAUUCAACCUGUUCACGCGGGCUGUGCUCGCCCGCCUUACCUUGCCACUAGCCUUGCUUAGUGUUGUUUACUCGCGUCGACUGUUCGCCACACCGGGCUUCGUUUCUCCUGCUCGAGAUCGAACGUACAAGCAACCGACCAACUCCCGCAAUUAUCCAGAUUUCGCUCAGAAGGACGAUCUUUCGUUUCGAGAUUAAUCGAACGACCAUCAGCAGACGAUCGCUUCUUGGAAGAGGCUAAAGGGAUGAACGGAUCGAGCGGACGAACGGAGAACUCGUCGAAACUUUCUCAAACUUUCGACAAUCGUCGAAAUUAUGCCAUUGAAACCGUUCGUUUGAUUUUAUUGGGUUACGCAAUAGUUCCAUGUUGGGGGUCAACGAUGCCGAUAGAACAGAAACACGAGACUCCUAUGCACAAGGUGGAGCUCACUCAGAAGGGAUACAUUCAGUUUCUACGAUGGGAGCUGCCAGUGCCGGAGUUGACGGAGUUCACCUUCUGCCUGUGGAUGCAAUCGAAUGAUCUAACUCACUCUCAUCCCAUAUUCUCCUACUCGAAAGACGAGCGAGAGCGACUGGUACGAUCGUGGAUAGCGCCACAUGGCAGGAGCAUUCACCUUGAGAUAGGAGGAAAACAGGUGCUCGCGAUGCCGACCAAUAUUCUAGAGAAUCGAUGGUACCAUUUCUGUCUCAGUUGGGAGAACCAGGCCGGGCUUUAUGGACUCUGGAUCAACGGCCAGCUCUGGGCUCAAGGUCAUUCCGAUCAGACGAUAGGACAGAGGAUCCCUAGUGGAGGAGACAUCGUGCUGGGCCAGGAGUACACGGACUUUGACAAAGGGCUGGAGGACGGUAUCGAGGGUUCUGUAUUGGGCUUCAACCUUCUUCUAGCUUCGGCUUUCGAUAACCCGCACACAGACUACCAGCUCGAAGCCUCCUACGAUUCGACUCGGGUGUCCACCUCGAGUUACGCCACGGUUCCGCUUUUUGCGAGGAUUCCAACGAAACUGAUGCAACGCGCCAUCGAUUAUGGAACGCGAACGAGAACGCCUUACACAUUCCUGCCGACUAAUUCCAAUAAACUUCGAGGACGUGGCUACGACAAGAACGCCGUGUCUCUGCCUCUGCUGACCGGCACAGCUAAAUCCAUCUCUUCUGGAACGACCGACCCAUGGCGCGAUGCUACGAGCUUAGAACUGUCCAGGUUGCAAGAUCAACCUCUAGGACUGCAAUUGAUAACAUUGUCGUACACACACUGUGAAAUUGGUAGAGGAAGUCCUUACAUCGGUGGUAAGCUGAUGUUGAUCUCGUGGACCAGAACUGCGGUUCGUAUUUUUGGUGGAGCUUUGUUGAAGAACGUUGCCAGCGAUUGUGGCAAUUUCUAAGAAUUUGCAGCAGCAGCUCUCUCACACUGUACGAUAGAAUCGAAAUUGCUGUAGACACAGCCAGUAACCACGUUUUCGAACGUAGAGAAAGCGUUUAAAUUUAAAGAGUGGGGCAUCCGACUGGAGUUGUAAGGUCGUCGUCGCCAAUAUGAACAUACGCAUAUGUAUUAUAUGCGCGUGAAAGAUGGAACAUUGGUGUAAACGUAUUUACAUGUAAUGUCACAGUUACUCGUCGUAUCGAAGUUCCAACGUCUCUGUAUUUAUAU
Molecule: messenger RNA, 2431 nt
Organism: Bombus impatiens (common eastern bumble bee)
Lineage: Eukaryota; Metazoa; Arthropoda; Insecta; Hymenoptera; Apidae
Exons: 5
Coding region: 1032-2165 (377 amino acids)
Source: RefSeq, a predicted model, not a curated record